AGCCAAGCAUCGCCAGUCUUCAACAUGUCGUACAACAUGAAAGCCGCGUUCACUUGCGCUGCCGUCAGUGUCCUGCUGCUGAUCCUGGCCGGGCCCAUUCAGGUCCAGGGACUUUCCAGUGGAGCUCCUACAGCGGCCUGUAUCAGUAUGAUACCCGGCCAUGGACCCGACCCUCAGACAGGCCCAUCGCCUUUCGUGACGGUUGUUUCCGAUAAGAUGGUUUCGACCAACACUCCCAUAAUGAUGGACUUGCAUCCCAGUAAUAUUCAAAAUCCAUUCAAAGGUUACCUUGUGAUGGCUUUCGAUACCAAAAAUCCAUCCGUAGCGAUUGGCACCUUUAAACAGUCCAAUAACGGCAAAUUAAUUGACUGUCACAGCGGCUUGAAUAACGCAGCCACGCAUAGCGAUCCAUCCCCUAAGACCUCUGUCAAGCUCGAGUGGACUCCUCCGUCCGACUAUUCCGGUCAAGUUAUCUUCAGGACUACAUUUGUAAAAGAGAGAAUGACAUUUUGGGUCAAGACCGAAUCGGAAACUGUCACCAUCGGCGGCCCACCGUCAACAGCGUCAACAACGACAGCUCCUGUUACCCCGAAGAAGAAUUUGGCCCCGUCACAGUUCGUCAGUGUGACGUGUGGCAACUUGAUUUUCCUCUCGUUGCUCAUUUUCCUAGUGCGAUAGUUCUUCCAGUUU
Daphnia pulex (common water flea) is the source of this 690-nucleotide messenger RNA. RefSeq names its product putative defense protein Hdd11-like. The record is from RefSeq and is a predicted model, not a curated record. Gene Ontology annotation, molecular function: oxidoreductase activity, acting on metal ions. Lineage: Eukaryota; Metazoa; Arthropoda; Branchiopoda; Diplostraca; Daphniidae. Bases 25 to 678 code for a protein of 217 amino acids. The transcript has 6 exons.